AUGGCGAAGGGAAAGAAAUUCGACAAGAAGAGUGCGCAGCACUUCACCCUCGUCCAUCGACCGCAAAAUGACCCCCUCAUCCAUGACGAGAAUGCGCCUUCGAUGGUGCUCAACCCGGUGCCUCAGAAGGGAGGACCGUCGAAGAGCAGGCACCUGAGCGACCUUGCAUCUGAAUUCGGAUCAGAGGCUGGCAGCAUACGAGCAAACGAAGGAGAGGCGGCAGAAUACGGCGUUUACUACGACGACACCGAAUAUGACUACAUGCAGCAUCUGCGCGGCUUGAACUCUGGAGGUGGUGAGGCUGUCUGGGUUGAGGCUUCGACAACGGCAAACAACGACAGGAAGGGAAAACAGACGCAAUCACUCGAGGAUGCAUUGCGCCAGAUGGACCUGGAGCACAAGAGUGAGGCUUUGCUGGAUUCGUCGGUCCUCCCCAACAAAAACUUGCCGCGGACAAACUACGAGACUCAGGUGGAUGUCCCCGAUGCCAUCGCUGGAUUUCAGCCCGACAUGGACCCCCGGUUGAGGGAGGUGUUGGAAGCAUUGGAAGACGACGCUUACGUGGAUGAUGAUGACGACGACAUUUUCAAAGAGCUUUCCAAGGACUCGCGCGAAGUCGAUCAGUACGAAUUUGAGGAUCAAUACGAAUACGUCUACGAUGACGAGGAUGAGGGCUGGGAAUCGGACGACACCGCGAAGCCGAACAAGGAGUACAAGGGUGAAGCGGUGCCUCAGCUGGUCCCUGUUGAAGGGGAGGCGUUACCAGAACACCAGAACGAAGACUGGAUGGAGGACUUCAAGAAGUUCAAGAAAGACCAAAAGGGUGGGAAGGUCCAGGCAGCCAAGGACACUCCGUCCGAGCUUCAGUCAUCUAUUUGGACCACGACAACCAUGGGUGGCCGGAAGAAGAAGAGAAAGGGAGCGUUGACCAACCCUUCUGCCUUUUCCAUGACCUCGUCUGCCAUGGUCAGGACUGAACAACUCACUCUUCUGGAUGCCAGGUUCGACAAGAUCGAGGAGGAGUACACAAAUGAGAUGGGCGACGACAUGGCCUCUGUCUCUGAAGUAUCAACAGCGACCAGUGUGACCGGACCCACCAGAGGCGACUUUGAUAGUAUCAUGGAUGACUUCCUGGGCAGCUACACCAAGCCUGGAAAACGUACAAGUAAGAAGAGCAGGCCGCAGACUGGUCUUGAGCAACUGGAUGAGAUCAGGCAGGGUCUUGGCCCAGCUCGGUUCCGUUCACUCGGGACAAAGAGGGUUUAG
Messenger RNA from Colletotrichum orchidophilum, 1266 nucleotides. Its product is annotated as low temperature viability protein. The transcript has 2 exons. Gene Ontology annotation, cellular component: nucleus; preribosome, small subunit precursor; cytosol. Lineage: Eukaryota; Fungi; Ascomycota; Sordariomycetes; Glomerellales; Glomerellaceae. The coding region runs from base 1 to 1266 and encodes 421 amino acids. Gene Ontology annotation, biological process: ribosomal small subunit biogenesis; ribosomal small subunit export from nucleus. The record is from RefSeq and is a predicted model, not a curated record.